Camellia sinensis is the source of this 727-nucleotide messenger RNA. The record is from RefSeq and is a predicted model, not a curated record. Lineage: Eukaryota; Viridiplantae; Streptophyta; Magnoliopsida; Ericales; Theaceae.
UUUAUCAAAAAGAGACAUAGGCAUGUCAUCAGCACAUUGUGCUGAGGAAUCCAGUUCAAGAUGUGAACUUGCGAAAAACUAUGCUCAGCCUUCUGACCAAAAAACACUGAAGGUUCGAAUCAAAGUGGGUUUUGAUAAUUUGUCGACGCAAAAAAAUGCUGAAAUCUACACUGGUCUUGGCCUUGAUAUCUCGCCCUCUUCCUCGUUGAAUGAAAGCCCCACCAACAGUGAAGGGUUUUCACACGAACCUUUCGAUGCCCCAGAAGAAUCCCCAACUAGUAUUCUUCAGAUUAUGAAAUCAUUUCCAGUGCAUGGCAAUCUAUUGUUAUACCCUCUUCCGGAUGAUCUGAUUUACAUGAUUGAAAAGGAAAAGCUUAAAGGAGACAUUAAACCUAGACGUGUGAUCAAGAGUAACCAAGAAAGUUCAAAUGGAUCUGAUUCUGCUAGGGGCAAUGACAAAGUUUUAGGAGGCAAGAAACUUAAGUCAUUUGAGAGAAAUGCCUUUUCAGUGGAAUUGAAGAAUCACAUUGAUAAGGGCACUCAAAACGGCAUUGGUGUUCCAUUGAAGAAAGAAACAAACAUUGACACUUUGGCUUGUGACGAACUUGUUGCUAAUACUCUGAAGCUUCCAUUUCUAUCUAAUUCAUAUUCUGAUGUUGCCAACCGUGACAAGGGUACUGCAAGAGCGGCUAAUAACUCUAUGGUAGCUAAUAAGGUGAAGGAAUAA